Molecule: messenger RNA, 4621 nt
Organism: Acanthopagrus latus (yellowfin seabream)
Lineage: Eukaryota; Metazoa; Chordata; Actinopteri; Spariformes; Sparidae
Gene: tmcc1a
Product: transmembrane and coiled-coil domain family 1a
Exons: 9
Coding region: 637-2703 (688 amino acids)
Cellular component (GO): endomembrane system
Source: RefSeq, a predicted model, not a curated record
UAUCAGCCUCGUAAGUGUGAACUAUAUUUUUUUUAGUUUGGUCGUUUUUGGGGUUGUUUUUCACCGUCAGUUAAGUUGUGUGUGCCUGGUGUGCUGGGUGUCUGCGCCGCGAAGAAGAGCUGUUAAGAGAGUGUCGAGACCUGGGGGCCUGAUGUAGCAGGUUGUCAUCUCCUCUGCAAUGAAGGAAAUCCAAUCCAGCGAUGUGAUUAUGGACUGAAGGGGCUGAUUAAUUGGCUGUGUGUACAGGAAGCCUGCAUUUUACACAACAAAGCUGCAGAGAUGGAAAUAGAAAGAUGACACGAGAUGGAUCAUAGUUAAAGGUAAACCACAGGACUGAGUCACACGCGGCUGACAGUUGGGCUGAUGGUAGACCAGCAUGGCUACUUGUUCCUGAAUCAAAGAUGCACGCUCCCAUUGGAUUCAUCCCUCUGACAGCCACUGAGCCAAUCCAACCCUCCAUCAGACAGUUCCAUCUCCACUUACACUGUUACCUUUUGUUACAGAAGCGUAGUAUUUUUUAGUCUGUUCGCCUUCAGUCUUUGCCCUAGUAUGACCCUCUGCAUGUAGAGAGGUGUUAGCAGACUGAUUAAUAGGGCAUUUUCUCCCUGCUAUUCCUGAGGGGUCAAUAGGGACAUAAUGCAGCAGAGGGAUGAUAGUCAGAUGGAGCAGGAGGAGGUGGGUUCUAGUUCAGGUCCUGGAGCUAGAAGAGAGGCAGUGGGGUCACAAUGCCCGGGGUUGAAGAGGGCCUCAUCCCAGUCAGAGCACCCCUCCUUCAGUAAGAUGAGCCAAAACGCCAGGGAGAGCAUGGGGAUUCUCGGCCAGGGACUGAAGCAGCUGUUCCAGCAGCAGCGUAAACGCCUCUCCCUCUCUCGUUCCACCAUCCCCUCCUCGUCCUCCUCCUCGUCUUCCUCUGUAGUGUCAGCAGGUGGCACCUCCCCCUCUGCCCCCCAGGACGCCUUGGGGCCCUGCUCUCCUGAAUCUGACCACCUCUCUGCUCAUGUGGUUCCCUCUGCAGCUGGGCAGGGCUCAGCCGCUGCGGGCAUGAUGAGGCGCGGGACCAGCCUCCAGAGCCGGCGCAGUAAGGGAUCCGGGUCGGGAUCCGGGAGCGGAGACCGUGAUCCUCUCCUGAGAGGCAGCCCCCAGGCCCCGCACCGCCGCUACACCCACGAUCCACAGCAUCAUACCAGCCGCCCACGUUCCUCUUCCACCACUGACACCACACCCAGCAGCCCCACCCCUGGGUACAUUGGUGGCGAUGUGGUGCUUUCGUCGGGGUACCAGUCAACAGAGGAGACUGAUAGGAUCGACCGGCUGGAGGUGAGCGGGCUGGGCCAAACACCGCUGGCAGUUUCAUGUGGGGCAGACGGUUCGUUCCCGGGAGGUGAGGAUGCCACCCCAGAUCCUCAGCGCACUAAGCAGGCAAUCGCCCAGCUGCAGCAGAAAAUCCUCAAGCUCACGGAGCAGAUUAAGAUCGAGCAGACAGCCAGGGAUGACAACGUUGCUGAGUACCUCAAACUGGCCAACAAUGCUGACAAACAGCAAAGCACAAGGAUCAAACAGGUUUUUGAGAAAAAGAACCAGAAGUCAGCGCAGACCAUCCAGCAGCUGCAGAGAAAACUGGAGCACUACCACCGGAAGCUGCGGGAAGUGGAGCACAACGGCAUCCCACGCCAGCCCAAGGAUGUUCUGCGGGACAUGCAGCAGGGCCUGAAGGAUGUCGGAGCCAAAGUCACGGGCUUCAGCGAAGGCGUGGUCGACAGCGUGAAGGGAGGCCUUUCCAGCUUCUCCCAGGCCACCCACUCUGCCGCCGGAGCCGUCGUCUCCAAACCGCGCGAGAUCGCCUCGCUGAUUCGUAACAAAUUCGGCAGCGCUGACAACAUCCCCUCGCUCAAAGACUCUCUGGACGACCCCUCAGUGGAAGAAGGUGUGACGGGGGCUGGCGGGCGUUCGCUGGGUAGCGCUGGGCAUCACCUCCAACCCAGUCCCAAGUACGGCAGCGAGGACGACUGCUCUAGUGCUACGUCAGGCUCGGCAGGGGCUAACAGCACCACAGGGGCCCCUGGAGGCCCCCCCAGUUCCAAGGGCAACACACUGGAGAGGAGUCAGAGCUCGAGCCUCGACAUGCUGCUGCAGGAGUUGCAGGAGCUGAGGGAGGGCCAGGCGAGGCUAGAGGAGAGCCUUGAUGGUUUGAAGAGCCACUAUCAGAGAGACUACACAGUUGUUAUGCAAGCACUGCAGGAGGAGCGCUUCAGGUGUGAGCGUCUGGAGGAGCAGCUCAACGACCUGACAGAACUUCACCAGAACGAAAUCCUCAACCUCAAGCAGGAGCUGGCCAGCAUGGAGGAGAAGAUCGCCUACCAGUCGUACGAGAGAGCCAGAGACAUUCAGGAGGCGUUGGAGGCGUGUCAGACCAGGAUCUCUAAGAUGGAGCUCCAGCAGCAGCAACAGCAGGUCGUCCAGUUGGAGGGGCUGGAAAAUGCCACGGCCCGGACCCUCCUGGGAAAACUUAUCAAUGUGCUGCUGGCCCUUAUGGCUGUCCUUCUGGUCUUUGUCUCAACUGUGGCCAACUGCGUGGUCCCCCUGAUGAAGACACGCUCGCGCUCGCUCUCCACCCUCCUCCUCAUCCUCCUGCUGGCCUUUUUGUGGAGAAACUGGGACGCUCUCUCGGGGUACACGCACCGCGCUCUGCAGCCACCGGGAUGACCAGAUUGAAGCCAGCACGUGUUGCUUUGUUGAUACCGGGCGAAGUUACUGUAGCUGCCGUUCGUGCAGGAAGUUUGAAGAACGUGAUUGCCACUAGGAUGGCUGCGUGGCCGGGCUCUGAAAAAUUGGGCUGAAGACAUUCGGACACGGCCUGGAAUCAUGAAGAGGAAGAGUAGAGCUGAAAACACUCAUGAUUGUCAUUUAGGAAGGACGAGACUGUUUACAUUUCUUGAACAUGAACUGUUGCGUUGCUACACCUCACAGAACGCAACAUCGUACUGUUUUUAUCCUUAGAGUUUAAUCAAUUAUAAUGUAUUAUUUCUAAUAAUAUUAUUUUUAUUUUCAAUGUUAUUUUAUUCAGUACCAUGUAGCAUUUACGCUCCUCUCGCUCUACAUGAAGGGGAGUUUAGUCAGGAAACUGGGUUGGCUGUUCGCCCUCAAGGCCCGGUCUAAUUGUAGAGACAUGCAAAUGUGAUAAUGUGAUUGAUUGCCUUUAGGAAGAGAACUCUUACCUAGCUGUGAUUGGUAGAUUUGUGCCAUGGCUGAAAACCUUCCUGGGAGUUGCUCCUGUUUUGUUGCUGUGAUGAAAUGGAACAUUUUUUUGAAGGACUGACCAGACAAGAGACUUUUUGUGCUUCCUCACCAUUUCUAAUGGAAAAGAUCACAUGCUUUUACUUAUUCCCCUUUUUUUGUUUGUUUUUAAAGUAAAACAAGAGGAACUGUUUAACAGACGAGGUUAUGAAUGAAACACAAAGACGGACUGGGCCAGCAGCAGCACAGGAACACAGAGAGAACAUCUGGUUAUUGUUAAGUAUCUGCAGUGUGUGUGUGCAACAUGUAAACAAUGCUGCAUGUUUUCAUUAAGAAAAAUGACAUAUGACCCAACUUUGCUUUUAAAAAUCAAUGGCUAAAGGCCACUGUCCAAGUAAAACCAAUUUGCCAGGAUAAUUGCCUCCCUACCGCCAUAUUUGAUGUGAUCAGGUUAGGAAAAGAGACUCACUGGUGCUUAUCCAGCUCCAUCUCAGUCGGAACAGGAAUGCUGCUGCUUCAUAUCUACAGUGCAAGUCGUCUCCACUGCCAUGACAGUCAAAUGCACACUGCCUGUAUGUGAUACUGUACUGCUCAUCAGACUUUGUCCCCGCUUAUUGUCUCUGUAGCCGUCCUUCUUUUUCUACAAGUGCACCGCUAUCUCAUGGUGUGAUCACCUAGUGCCAAACCUUAGUCUACCCGCGGAUGCCUGAGCACCCAAAGGGUCCAAUCUGAGAGGAGGAGUGCGUGCUUUUAUUCUCACACGUCAUGAAUGUCUUGGCUGGAUGUCAAGGUUGUAUCUUUUUGGGAGACUUAACCUUUGCAAGGGAAAAAAAAAAAUCUAUUAGAGAAUUCACAACUGUGACUCCAGAUGACCUUGCACAUUUUUAAUAGUUCACCCCGCAUUUCGAGCCGAGACGCUGAUUUCCUAACUGAUAGCGAGAUCGUUCUAACUGUACAGCUGCACUUUAGCACACGCGUAGAUAACAUGUAGGUCAGGCUGAGGCUCGAGAGAGAGAGACCUUUGAUAGUGACUUCAAAGGUUGUCACGCACAAGACGGCGGUCCUCGGUGGGACAAGAAGAGUUGACUCAGGUCAGGAUCACUGUCAUCCUCCUCUCAAGAUCAAACCCAGAGAGAGGAUUUUAGUUCAUUUCUCGUCGAAACGUCGAUAUGAUCGAUUCCCUCUGAAGCCGAACACAGUAAGUAGGCUUAGGGAUGUGUUUCAGCUCUGCUGUCACAGGAGCAGCAGACAGGUUGAGAGUGAGCUGACCUUCGACCUUAGCUUGACCUUGCAGUAACAACUGAUGUAGGGUUGUGUGCUAAACCACUCCAGUGCCUUCUGAUGUCCUUUUCUAAGUGUGGAAUAAAUAAAGUGCAUUCCUGACUUA